UGAACUCUAUUGUCAAGCUCCCGGUACGAGCCAGAGAACUAUAGGUUUCCGCAGAAUUAAACUUGUGAGUACAAGUUUAAUAAUAAAUUAUGGCGGAUUGUAUUACUGCUUUACUGUGUGUGCCUGGACUUCCGGAUUAGAGGAAGCAAGCGUAUGUGGGUGUGUCACGUCAACUGAAGUUUCAAGCUAACUCAUUCCUUAAUUUGUUGAUUUUAGUGUUUGUAAACGCAAGAUGGUGUGCUUGAUAGGGUUGAUGGUGCCAUGUCAUUCGGGAUUAGCCUUAUAUAGGUAGAUUUCCAUGUAGACACAAUUCCCCAAACCACGUUGAAACCAUUCCCAUUGUUACUACCGAGAUCAGAUACCAAUCUUUCUGUGUGGAUCAAAAACUUUCCUGGAAUAUUUCUACAUCUUAUCUCGUGUCCACGUAAUGGCUCCCUCAUUAGAAGUCGGGUUUGAACAAGCUCCAACUCAAGUCGGCCUACCGGCGUCCCUCCCAUUCAAAGCUUUAUCUAGCCCCACAAAAUCCACACUGUCCUAUACUCCAGGGCGCACUAUAGUCGAGAAGCACGACACCUACGAACAUGAAGAUCUCCGACCUUCCUUUCCCGAUAAAAAAUGGCCAGCACUAGAAGAGCUUCCAUAUUCAGACAAAGGACUUCUGGGUUCUGACACAUUCAAGGAUUUACUGGCUACUGCAACUGAAGUAUUUGACUACGUCCCCAAAAUUGGAACGGAAGUGCAUGGCGUUGAUCUAGCCAAUCUAACGGAUGCUGCCAAAAAUGAUCUUGCUCGACUCAUUUCAAUUCGUGGCGUCGUUUUUUUUCGCAACCAAAAGAACUUUGGCAUUGAAGCACAACGCAAGUUAGGUUCUUAUUUCGGGACACUGCAUAAACAUGCUACAACUUCCGUCCCAAAACGUGGUGAUUUAGAUGAUGUACAUGUGGUAUACACGGACGAGAAUUCAAAAGAUCAGAGAGCACUCUUUACACCUACUUUCCUCUGGCAUUCAGACGUAACAUACGAGAUCCAACCACCAUCAUAUACCUCGCUCAAGGUACUUACAGGCCCUCCUCGUGGUGGCGGCGGUGAUACUUUGUGGUCUUCUCAAUACGCGGCUUAUGAUGCGCUUUCUGCACCUAUGCAAAAAUAUCUUGAAUCCCUCACCGCACUCCACACAUCCCAUCUACAAGCCGAAGGAUCACGAGCUUUAGGGAGACCAGUGAGGAGAGAUCCAAUCAUCACAGAACAUCCGCUCAUCCGAUCACAUCCCGUCACAGGCUGGAAAUCACUAUUCUUCAACCCGGGAUUCGUUACCAAAAUCGUUGGUGUCCCAAAAGUUGAAAGUGAUACUAUCCUUGCAUACCUGAAUGAGGUUGUUUCGACAACUCAAGAACUGCACGUGAGGUUCCAAUGGGGAAGGGAUGAUGUGGCGUUUUGGGAUAACAGGAUCUCAAAUCAUACUGCUUCGUAUGGAUUUGCACCGCAUCGGAGACAUGCUGUGAGGGUGUGCUGUCAUGGGGAGAAGCCAGUUUUGGAGGAAAGCGCGAGGAGUCAGGAAGAGGAAUUGGGUGAGAAGUAUGGAUUACCUGUUGUUAAUAAAGAUGGAAGUGGACAAAGCAACUAUAAUGAUUGAGAUGAAGUCUGGACUUGUAAACAGCUAGUUAUAUUGGACAUGGAGUUCAGGAAAUGGGAAUCGGGGCAGGGAGUUUAACUUUGCUACAUUCUUGGGAAUAAGGUCAUGGUACCUUGGUAGAUAUAUUUAUUAUUGUUUUGGCAUUGGAGGAGUUCUUUGAAGGCGAAUUAAAUCCUGAACGAAU
Sclerotinia trifoliorum is the source of this 1817-nucleotide messenger RNA. Lineage: Eukaryota; Fungi; Ascomycota; Leotiomycetes; Helotiales; Sclerotiniaceae. The record is from the annotation of a GenBank genome assembly.